Molecule: messenger RNA, 1737 nt
Organism: Impatiens glandulifera
Lineage: Eukaryota; Viridiplantae; Streptophyta; Magnoliopsida; Ericales; Balsaminaceae
Product: NEDD8-activating enzyme E1 regulatory subunit AXR1-like
Exons: 14
Coding region: 106-1710 (534 amino acids)
Biological process (GO): protein neddylation
Cellular component (GO): cytoplasm
Molecular function (GO): NEDD8 activating enzyme activity
Source: RefSeq, a predicted model, not a curated record
GGCUAUACUGGACUCUCAUCAUAAACAAACAGUGCUCCCCCGUUGUAUAUGUGACCCUUUCGCUCUGCGUAGCUAGUAAGCGAGCACCUUUUUCAGCACACAACAAUGGCGGAACCUAAAACCAAGUAUGACCGUCAGCUAAGGAUAUGGGGUGAUCUUGGGCAGGCUGCUCUUGAGAAAGCAAAUGUUUGCCUGCUCAAUUGUGGUCCAACUGGAUCUGAGACAUUGAAAAAUCUUGUUCUUGGUGGAAUUGGAAGUAUCACUGUAAUUGAUGGAUCCAAAGUUGAAGUGGGUGACCUUGGAAAUAACUUCAUGAUCGAAGAAGCUAGUGUUGGGCAAUCGAAGGCAAAGUCUGUAUGUGCAUUUCUUCAAGAGUUAAAUGAUGCUGUUAAAGCCAAGUUUAUAGAAGAGUAUCCUGAUAGAUUAAUCGAGACAACCCCAUCUUUCUUCUCUCAGUUUACCUUAGUGAUAGCCACCCAGCUGGUGGAAGACUCGAUGGUGAAGCUGGAUAGAAUAUGUCGUGAGGCUAAUGUUAUGUUGAUAUUUGCACGUUCCUAUGGUCUCACUGGGCUGGUCCGGAUCAGUGUGAAGGAGCAUACAGUGAUUGAAUCAAAACCUGAUCAUUUUCUUGACGAUCUCAGACUAAAUAAUCCAUGGCCUGAGCUGAGGGAGUUUGCAGAAUCUAUUGAUUUAGACAAUUCAGAUCCUGUUGUCCAUAAACACACACCAUAUGUAGCGAUUCUUGUCAACAUGGCGGAUAAGUGGACCUCAACUCAUAGUGGAAAGCUUCCAUCGACUAGAGAAGAAAAGAAAGAAUUCAAGGAGCUUAUUAGAUCGAAGAUGAUUGAAAUGGAUGAGGAUAAUUAUAAAGAAGCAAUUGAAGCCUCUUUUAAAGUUUUUGCUGUGCGGGGAAUAAGCUCCAACAUCACACGAAUAAUCAAUGAUAAUUGUGCUGAAGUUGAUUCUAGUUCAUCAGAUUUUUGGGUGAUGGUUGCUGCUUUGAAGGAGUUCAUUGCUAAUGAAGGUGAUGGAGAGCCACCUCUUGAGGGAUCAAUACCUGAUAUGACUUCUUCUACCGAGACAUAUGUAAACUUACAGAAGAUAUACCAGGCUAAGGCUGAGGCUGAUUUUCUAGUUGUUGAGAAGCGAGUAAGAAAUAUUUUGGAAAAAAUUGACAGAGAUCCAGGUAGCAUAUCAAAGUCAACUAUAAGAAGCUUCUGCAAAAAUGCCAGAAAACUCACUGUAUGCAGAUACCGUCCCAUUGAGGAAGAGUUUAACUCUCCAUCUCAAUCAGAGUUGCAAAAAUAUCUUACAGAUGAAGAGUACAGGUAUCGGGAUAACUCUGCUGAGUGCUACCAAAAUUUUGCUGUGGGAUUCUAUAUACUGCUUAGAGCUGUAGACCGUUUUGCUGCUAACUAUAAUACUUUCCCGGGACAACUUGAAGGGGAGUUGGAUGAUGACAUAUCAAGAUUGAAAACUAUAGCGGUUGGCCUACUUGGCGAUUUAGGCUGUAACGGAUCAACUUUGUCCGAAGACCUUAUAAAUGAAAUGUGUCGAUAUGGUGCCGCUGAACUCCACACAGUCGCCGCAUUUAUUGGUGGAAUUGCUUCACAGGAAGUUAUCAAGCUAAUCACGAGGCAAUUCAUUCCAAUGCUGGGUACUUUCGUCUUCAAUGGCAUUGACCACAAGUCCCAGUUGUUAUCUUUGUGAUAGUUACAAAAGUGCAACCUUGAAGAA